UGACAUAAUGUGAGACGGACGGCGGUGAAAGACGUCGUGUGCAGAUACGAGUUUCUGCUGGCUCCACAUAUUAAGGCUCCGGGCCUAGUUUGGAGUUAGCCGCUGAUAAUGUGAUGCUGGCAGUGGAGACAGGUCUCGUUAGCUGCUCAGCUAGCUGACAGCAGCAGCAUGGACUAACUGCGCAGAGGAGGAAAACGCCAAAUCACUUUCUUAUUUUAGAGUCCAUGCUAGCUGCCCGAGCAGUUGCGGUGGGCUUCGCUUUAAUAACUGCGGCAAAACCCAUGACUUCCGUGGCGGCGACGACGUCCUCCGAGCUCCGGGGGCUGCAUGGCUCAGCCAGCCUGGAUGCACGCUCCGGGAGCCCGUGGCGGAGGCUGCAGAAGCUGCUCGCAGUUCCGGGACACGUCCCGAGGAGAGUGAACGACCUGCUGCUGCUGCGGCCCGACACAGACGAUCAGAGCGAGCCAGAGGAGAAGGAGAGGAGCGGUAACAGGCAUGUGGUGUUCUUCCACGGAGAUAUUCAGAACUUCCAGGAGGAGAUGGCUCUGCAGCCUGAAGGAGCUCAGUGGUUGUCCUGGAGUCUGGAGCAGGUCGCCGUCACUCUGGGCCGACGUUUCCCCAACAGAUACGUCUGGGUGGUCAGAGCCUCCCGCAUGUAUCUGCACAAGUUCAGCUGCUACCACAACUUUGUAGAGAGCAACAUGUUUGGGGCGCCGGAGCAUUUUCCGUACUCGGCUGACUUCGGAGCGUUUCGACACCUCAGGGCCCUGCUGAGCCACGGCAUGGAGCGAGCCCACCUACCAAACCCCCUCCAACCAGAAGGAGGUGCUGACAGCAUCCCCUCAGGGUUCUCCCUGACUCUAGUGGGCUUCAGCAAAGGCUGUGUGGUUCUGAAUCAGAUGGUGUAUGAGCUGGCCGGGGCCCGCGCAGACCCACAGAUGGCACCCUUCGUCAAACACAUCACAGACAUGUUCUGGCUGGACGGGGGGCACCCAGGGGGCAGCGAGACCUGGGUGACGGACAAGCAGGUACUUAAAGAGCUUGCUGUCAGUGGAGUGUCGAUCCAUGCCCACGUGACCCCUUACGAGGUGUGUGACCCGAUGCGGGCCUGGGUGGGCCGCGAGCACGGACACUUCAUCAAGACUCUGGAGGAGUUCGGGGCCUGUCCCAGUAAGAAGCUGCACUUUGAGGACGAGCCCCCCUCCAUUGAGAACCACUUCAGGGUCAUCCAGGAGUUUUAAGUCCGCUUUAAAACAGCUAAAGCACACACGUGUGAACGCUGAGCUGAUGGUCUGUAGCGCUCCACAUUACUGAUAGAAUGCAGGUUGUGUGUCUUACUCGCUGGUCUUACCUCAAUUUUUGUGUGAUUUAAGGGCUUGGGAGUUUAGAGCAGGUGACAGAUGCUGGUGUUGUGUUCAUUCUUUGCACUGCUAAAUGCACUUAACCUGAGGUGAUCCUCCCCCUGCUCCCUGAGCAGGAGUAUGCAGGUAUGAAAAGCGGAUGAUGGAUCGUUGUAAUAUCCAGUGUCUUCCUCUAAAAAUCCUGUAGGCUAAAUGUCAUUUUCAACUCAACUCUGGCUCAGUUUGUGCUCUUGCAGAGCUGUUGGUUUAAAAAUAUGAACAAGUCAUGUUGUUUUCAGUUUGAUUUUGUUUGAGGGAAUUCCUGUAACUUAAGUUGUAUUAAUCAUUAGUGUAACUUUGCUACUUAAUUUAAUUUCUGCUGCUUUUAAACAGAGCUUCAUGUAUGUUUGGCUGAAGCAGAGCAGCUCAUUACAUUCUCUUUAUAUCUGCACUUGUCAUUGACACCUGAAUGUCUGAAUGUCUGAACGUGACUCUGCAGUGUCACGUUCAGACUUCAUUAGUUGGUCUUCUAGUUGAUUGUAUUUAAACUGUGGCCAAUUUAUUAAGCACAGCGAGUUAACAGAUGGUUCUGUUUCAUUCCUUCAGUCUGAUCCGAAUGGUGGAUCAUUCACCAGUAAUUCAUCAGAUCAUUUCUGUUUAAGUGUAUCAUAAUUUACUGCAAGAGGAAACCAAAACAUGGAAGUUGUAUUUUGGUAGCAUUUAGUUUUUUUGUCACUGCCACCAUGAGAAAUACAUAAAUCUGCUCAUUUGUUCAUUAUGACAAUGAACACACUGUGACCUCAAGGUCCAUUAACUUUAAAAUGAGUUUCAUUAUAACAGUAUUUUAAAAAGUUAUGUUAACUUUUUCUCACAACAUACUUUCAUUUUUGUUCUAAGUUUACCAGUAGGGAUGCACCGUAUUGGAUUUUUGCAGAUACCUGAUAUUUUUCAACUCUUUAUUGUCUGAUUGCUUAUACAUGCACAUAUUUUUUUCUAGCUUACAGCAGAAAACAUCAGCUUUCUCUUGUAGUGGAAUUAGCAGAUUGUUAUGUUCCUGCUGUGACAAAAAUACAAUGGGUUUGAAAACUACAAAUUCAUUGGGCAAAAAUAAGAAAACUACUUCAACAUAGCACACAUAGUGGUCAUUUUUAUGAAACACUGGAACGGUAAACUCUGACAGGCAUCAUUUGCCUGUAACCUUUAUUAGCCCAUACUGUUGCUGAUGAUGAUGCCAGCAUCAUCGUGCAUCCCUUUAUUCCAGAUUAUUUCUGAAUAUAGAAUAUUAGAACUACUUUUUUUUGGUAAAAUUAACUAAGUUGUAUCAACACAAAGAUAUACUACCGUUCAAAAGUUUGGGGUCACUUAGAACUGUCCUUUUUUAUUUUUUUUGAAAGAAAAGCAUUUUUUUCAAUGAAGAUUUAUCAGAAAUACAGUCUAGACAUUGUUAAUGUAGUAAAUGACUAUUCUAGCUGGAAACAGCUGAUUUGUAAUGGAAUAUCUACAUAGGGGUACAGAGGAACAUUUCCAGCAACCAUCACUCCUGUGUUCUAAUGCUACAUUGUGUUAACUAAUGGUGUUGAAAGGCUAACUGAUGAUUAGAAAACCCUUGUGUAAUUAUGUUAGCACAUGAAUACAAGUGUGUGAGUUUUCAUAGAAAGCUUGAAAUUGUCUGGGUGACCCUAAACUUGUGAAUGGUAGUGUAUAUGUUAAUUUUCUCUUGGUGGCAGACAUGUUAUAUGUACUGUGUUUUUAGAGCUGCUGUAGGUAAAUAUACAUGCUAGUAUUGUGUCAGUAAAUCCUUGUUCAGAUCAAACUGCUGAUGGCCUGUCAGCUGGCAGCAUGCUUAUUAAUAAUCUGUAUGACCUUUGUGUAACCUUAAAUAGCAUCUUUGCACUAUGCUAAAGGCUGCAAGUCGUUUUGCUGAAUGUAACUUCAAAAGCAUUCCAUUAUGUUUACUACUCGCUGUAUGCUGUGCUGUUUAAAAGCAGGACUUAUAUUAAUGUUUGUUCAACAGUUGAGCGAGUGCACAGCCAGCAUAAUGUGCACCCUUUUAAAUGAUUUGUCUGCUAUCUGGUACACACCGACACCCUGCUACUUCGGCCUAUUUCCAGCUAACCAGUGAUGCAGGAUGUAACUCUGAGCUCUUUAGAAUCAGCAGGUGGCAGCAGUGUGGAAAAAUGAAAACACAGGGAACUGAAACAGACUGUCAACAAAGAUGACAUGAGAAAUAGUCCAUCACAUAUUUUCUACAAUCUUUAAUGAGCUUUUUCAGUUUGCUUUGUGAUGCCUAUAUAUUAGCCUGCAGCUGAUCAGAAUACAAACGGAUUAUGUCUUUUUUUUUUUGUAGUAAUUUCAAAUGCAAUCAGAAUGCUCAUACAUUAAAAAAAACAAUAUAAAAUGCAAAAUAAACAUACAUCUCUUCAACAUUUA
Amphiprion ocellaris (clown anemonefish) is the source of this 3770-nucleotide messenger RNA. RefSeq names its product chromosome 11 C2orf69 homolog (gene c11h2orf69). NCBI's taxonomy places the organism in Eukaryota, Metazoa, Chordata, Actinopteri, Pomacentridae. The record is from RefSeq and is a predicted model, not a curated record. Bases 225 to 1241 code for a protein of 338 amino acids. Gene Ontology annotation, cellular component: mitochondrion. The transcript is spliced from 3 exons.